ACUUUCCACCACCGCACGCCUUAUACAGCGCCCAACGCGGAGGCAGUCACCAAACCAGUAUCGACAAGACUUCAAAACCCUAGACCGGCGACGCGUUCCCCUCUCUCGCCGCCGUAUUCCCCUCCGCCCGCGCGUCUCGCGGACGUCUUCGCGCUCUCCGGCUGCUCUCCCCGGUUCGCCCCACCACCAGCAAUGUCUUCUCAGAUGGAUAACCGCAUCCAGUCCGCUGGAAAGCGCGCGCGCACAGACGGUAGCCGGCGUGAGGACGACUGGAUUUGCCCCAGCUGCAACAACGUCAACUUCGCGUUCCGCACCACCUGCAACAUGCGCAACUGCGACCAGUCCAGGCCCGCCGAGCACACGGCUAUGCAGACUCCACCCCACUACUCGGUGCCAGGGCGGUACAUGCCGCCGGGGACGCCUCCGUCCAUGUACCUCACCGGGGCUCCUCCCCCGUAUGGCUCAAACCUCUAUAAUGGGCAUCCCAUGCCACGCUAUGGCAUUCCUCAGCUCCCUCCGGGCUCUGGACAUCCGUAUGGCUAUGGCGGGCGAGUCCCAAUGGGGAGCCCCUAUGGGCCAAUGCAUAUGGCGGCGCCACCCCCGUAUUCUAGUGGUUCUAUGGUUGGUGCAGGUGCAAUGUACAGCAUCAGCAUGCCCAUGGAUAGAUAUGGCUUGGGCUCACCCGCUGGUCCUGGGGCAAUGGGCACAAGGGCUGGUUCCUAUUCUGACGAAGGCUCACAGAAGAAAUCUGCUGGAGCUGGACGUGAUAAUGAUUGGAAGUGCCCUAAUUGCAACAACAUUAACUUCGCCUUUCGGACAGUCUGUAACAUGAGAAAAUGCAACACACCAAGACCUGACACCCAGGGAUCCAAACCUGACAGUUCAAGAGCUCCAAAACCAAAGACUCCAGAGGGUAGCUGGAAGUGUGAAAAGUGCAAUAACAUAAACUAUCCUUUCCGGACAAAAUGCAACCGUCCAAGUUGUGGGGAAGAAAAGCCAUUGCAGGCAAACAGUCCUGAUGAUCUGGCUACAGAUCAGGACAAUCAGUGAGUCCUAGAACAGUAAUGAGGGUCAAGAAGGUUCAGCGUCGUCGUCAAGUUUCAGUCUGAAUGUCUGGGGUCCAUCUGUGUCCGUAGUCGCUGCUGUCGUUUCAAGUUUCUUCCCCUUGGGACCAUAUAGUUGAGUCACAGCCUAAUGGUAAACGUUGUGAAGUUGGCAACUGGAGUCAUGGCUUUUCAUAUCUCUGCAGAUUUUGAUCAAGAUCAUCCAUUUGUUAAUAUCCUCCUGAAAUUUGUUUGCUUGUCGUGGACCCUGGACUCAGGGGAAAUUGCUAUUUGUUAUAAUGGAUUCUCGCUAUAUAUGUGUCCUAGAUGUCUUUCAUCUGCAGUGAAGUAUUACAUAGACUCCUUGAUUUUUCUCGAUUGGUUUUGUCCAAGUUAUGUUUGUGGUCUUCAGUUUUAACUCAUGUUCCAGUUGGGUAUUGCUGUUAAUGUCUAAUGGCUCGAUAUGGGGGCUUUUUCUUUAAGAAAAAAUCUAAGAGAUGUUUAUGAUAGAUUCUUUCAACGUGGGAUUUUCCCUUCCAUUCAUAGUUAGUUUACUUACUUUUGUAAGUAAUGUUUAGGAGCACUUAGCUUGCACUGUUAGUUCUGUUUUGGAAAUUCUCGACAAUGGGAUAGCGAAGGAUAAGAAAUCGAUAUUUGUGUAUCAGACUUGCAUCAGUAUUUUGGUUGGUCUUACCAAAAAACAAAUAAGAUCUGUUGAACUAACCAGAGCAAAUUCCGCUACAUUUCCCAGUUAUCAAAUUCCACUAGGCAGAUCUGUUCAGACCAUGGUCUGUUUACCUUGCUUUCCGUUCGGUAAUACAUUUGAGGGGAAACUGCUAUCACUGUAGAAACAAUAUUAAUUCUUUCUUAGUACUUGUCAAAUUUCCUUGUUGACGAUUCAUUAUAAUAAUUGGUACAUGCAAUAUGCCAUUUUUCUUGAAAUAAAAAUUGUAGUUAGGCGUGUUGACUCCCUAGAGCUCACCAAUGUCCUGUUGUGUGCAUAUGUUACCAUGUUCUCUGGAGCGUAGCUAAUGCAAGUUUUACCAAUCUGAUGUUUUUGGAUCAAAGAGAUGAUAGAUGAUGGAAGAGUGAGUUGUGCAUAAUCGCAUUAUGGAGUGUGCAUAACCUCGCAUGCUUGGUUGGAUUGGUGCUCUUUGACUGACUGGGUGCCAUUGAAAUUAGUUUUUGUCAUGUAAUAUGGGGAAGCUUUUAUCAAAGCUGCAACUUUCACAUGACUUUGAAGACAGCAGUGUUCUAAUCGACAAGGAUGUUCCCGGGCAGGCUGCUGGACUACCGGUACCGACAAGUUCGCAUGCCCUGCGCAUGGCAGCUCUCAGUGAGCUGCAACACAGUUUAUAAGAUGACAAGUAACCAUUUCAUUUUUCUUUGAAAUCGUCUGUGUGGACCCUUCAUACUCUGUAUCAAGCAAUCGACGGUGUUGCUCACAGCCAUCUUGGUACGGACUUGGAUUGAAAGCUUGGUUUAGAUUUGUUUGGAGUGCAUAUUUUACUUUUGUUUUCAUUCUUAUGAUUUUCUUAUAAUUGUAUAAUUGAGGAUUGGUUGGCUUUGUUGAUUUCUUAUACUCCUUUGAUUCCCUUAUACAAGGCCACUAUGAAAAAUACAAUUUGCAUCUAUACAAGGCAAAAAUUAAUGA
Messenger RNA from Triticum aestivum (bread wheat), 2697 nucleotides. Its product is annotated as ranBP2-type zinc finger protein At1g67325. Lineage: Eukaryota; Viridiplantae; Streptophyta; Magnoliopsida; Poales; Poaceae. The transcript has 10 exons. The record is from RefSeq and is a predicted model, not a curated record. The coding region runs from base 193 to 1050 and encodes 285 amino acids.